CACGUCAACGUCAACAACGACAAAGACGUCGAAGCGUCGCCGCAGCACAACGGCUGCUAUUUGCAAAUGAAGAUUAUGCUGGAAUAAACCAUUUAAAAUGGGUAACCAGCGUUGGCAGGGGGCUCGUCACACUCGCACCAACAUCAAAAUGGGGGAAACCAGGCCGAAGCCUAAAACAGAAAUUGGCAUCUGCAUCAUCAAGAGGAAAACCCCAACAUGCUGUGAUGAUGAGAACUGCACAUUUCUCGAAGAGCACUCUUGUCUGUACGAAAAGUAUUGUAAAGAAGACUGUCCAAUUUUGAGGGAACAAAUUUUUUUUGAGGCAAAGAGCCAGAAUAUUUCCCUUAAGGAACAGAUCCGAAGUCUGAAGGCAAGGCUCGAGGCAGCAGAAGAUGCCUGUGUGAGACUGGACUCUGCAAUGUGCUGAAGUACAAUAUUUGCCCACCACUGCUGUGAAAAACAUUUGCAGCUACUUAGUGGAUAACGUAGGAUGAGUUCAGAUAUGGCAAAGCAUUUUCUCCUAACAAAUUCUUUAUUGUCUGUCUGUCUGUCUGUUUGCACGAUAACUCGAGAAGUAUAAAGUUACUCACUGGGGUGAUCGUAAGUGUGUACAUGAAAUGUAGAACAGCCUGUCUGUUUGCACGAUAACUCGAGAAGUAUAAAGUUACUCACUGGGGUGAUUGUCAGUUUGUACAUGUAAUGUAGAACAAAUUGAUGCGGUCACUUCUAGUUUUCACCAGGGGAAUGUUGGUCAAAAGAUUUGUUUUGGUCACUGGAGUAAUAGGCUUAAAAUGCUGGGAAGAGAAUAAAUUGUUCUACAAACUUAUCCUUCACAAGCACAUUGAGAAUACUGAGCAGGUAACACGUAAUUUGUUAAAGGGGUCCAUAUCACCUUGACAAAUUAUCUUCUGUCUGUUUGCACGAUAACUCAAGGAGGGCAAGGUGAGUGGAGAACAAGCUGAAGCAGUCACUGACAGCUGUCUAGCUAAAUGGAAAAUAUGGUUUCACAUGACUGACAUAACUGUUCGGUCAGUGGAGUAAUGGGCUUAAAGGUUUGUAAUGUUAAUCUGAUCUUUGCAAGCUUACAGAAAUACAGAUUAUUUUUUUAAAAGAAGGUUCUGCAUUUCUAGUGUACUUUGUUGUAAACAAUUGUAUACUCAUGGUGGCCAUGCAAUCAAGGUUUUCAAAUUCCUUGACUUUUCCCUGACCUUUGGAGGGUUUUUUUUUGUUUAACUUUUCGCCUCCCUAAAAAUAGAAAAUCCCACCAUAAGCUCGAGCAAAACUCAAUCAUUUCCCCUGACUUCCAGGUUGUGUUACCACCAUGACUGGUUCUGUUGAUAGAUGAGUUGACAAUAAAGAGAAGGUGCUUUUUUA
Molecule: messenger RNA, 1374 nt
Organism: Frankliniella occidentalis (western flower thrips)
Lineage: Eukaryota; Metazoa; Arthropoda; Insecta; Thysanoptera; Thripidae
Exons: 2
Coding region: 98-427 (109 amino acids)
Source: RefSeq, a predicted model, not a curated record